AUUGGACUCGCACAGUUUUGCUAUAAAUUUAGGAACGUAACACGGUUACGUCGUAACAGAGAGUUUUCGUCUUAAGUCAUUUGCAUUAUAAUAGCUGGAUUAACUUCAAAAUUGCGUAUAAAAUGAAGGUGAAAUUGUUGAUUGUUCUGUGUAUUCUGAAAUUAACAUCAUGUGACUUAGAAUAUAGUCAAAAAGUAGACGACUCACUUUUUAUCGUGGGGGGAUCACCCGCUUAUGAUGGCCAAGCUCCAUACCAGUGCUCCAUGCAGAAAAUAAGAUACGGCUCUCACUUUUGUGGGUGUGCAAUUAUAUCUGAUCGUUGGGUUGUAACAGCUGCGCAUUGUCUUGGUAAACCUGUAAAUGGAAUUGAAAUAAGAGUUGGAUCGAACAAGAAGAAUUCGGGUGGUCAGGUCCUUAGAGUGGAAAAAACAAUUAGACACCCGAAGUAUAGUAAACAUGGUAAUCCUGUAAACGAUAUUGGUUUGGUUAAUGUUCAAGGCAACAUCAAAUUCAAUGAUAAAGUUAAACCGAUCAAUUAUGGUGGAUCAGAACCAUCGCCCGGCACUGAACUGUUGGCUACGGGCUGGGGCAUGACUCCCUAUGCAUCACCAGAAGACUUGCAGCAGCUUAAAGUAACGGCUAUUUCACUUGAAGAGUGUCAAAGUACAUGGUCUGGUAUCGAUGCAAGCGUUCUUUGUACAUCAAGUCCAAAUGGCCAAGGAAUGUGCAAGGGUGACUCCGGAAGUCCUCUUGUUAAUGAAAAUAUACUCGUUGGAUUAGUUUCUUUUGGAGAACCCUGUGCUAAAGGGAGGCCAGACGCUUUUGCAAAUGUAGCCCAUUUCAGAAACUGGAUCAAAUCAACCGCAGUCUAAGUGUUUGAAUUACCUUUACAAAUGCGCUUUCGUGACGAAUCAAUAAAACGAAUUCAUUAUGAUCAA
This is a messenger RNA of Sitodiplosis mosellana (orange wheat blossom midge), 938 nucleotides long. RefSeq names its product chymotrypsin-1-like. The record is from RefSeq and is a predicted model, not a curated record. NCBI's taxonomy places the organism in Eukaryota, Metazoa, Arthropoda, Insecta, Diptera, Cecidomyiidae. Gene Ontology annotation, biological process: proteolysis. Gene Ontology annotation, molecular function: serine-type endopeptidase activity. The transcript has 5 exons. Bases 123 to 872 code for a protein of 249 amino acids.